Messenger RNA from Nymphalis io (European peacock), 1858 nucleotides. RefSeq lists its product as uncharacterized. The transcript is spliced from 2 exons. NCBI's taxonomy places the organism in Eukaryota, Metazoa, Arthropoda, Insecta, Lepidoptera, Nymphalidae. Bases 296 to 1753 code for a protein of 485 amino acids. The record is from RefSeq and is a predicted model, not a curated record.
GGCAUUAGUAAUAUUUCUUAUUUCUUGCUACAUAAUAUGUUGUAUCAAUACUGUUCCAGUUAACAAUGGCAAAGAUUUUCCGCUAGAAAAGAUGAACACAUUACAAGUUGAUACAAAUAAUGUAUAUACGAAAGAUAAUCCGGAAGUCGUUAUAAAAACAAAUGAUGCGGAAUUGUUAUCGACGGCAGAGAGUAAUAAUUAUGUGUAUCGACCACUUUUCGUUUACAGAAGGAUUGAACAUAGUAAACGCAGGAUCACUAUGUAUAACUCUUUCGCUGGUUAGAACAUUGUUGCCAUGGCCGGUAUAUCACCAUUUCAUGAUUUUACAAAUAAGAUAAACUCAAAGAUCAAUGACAGGUUUAUAUUGAAUUCUCCUUACAAAGUUCUCAAGCACUUGGACAAUUCAAUUUUGAAAGCUACUAAAAAUGUUACUCAAAAUCCUGUAAUGGAAGAAAACCUUUACCAAAUUUCGAAGGAUUUAGUUUCUGCGAUUUUAACAAAGCUUGAAAUCCAGGACAAAAUAACUAGGAUCACACGAGAAGCUCUGGAUGCACCCGGUAAAACAAAAGGAAUGACUGCAAUAGAAACAAGACGUAUUUUGGAUUACAUAUCAAGAACACUAUCGGGCCAUAUUCUUACAAUAACUAGGGCAUCAACAGAACCUGAACUGCAUCGUUUAGUAUUUGGUUUGGCACAAAUAGCUGCAGAAGUAUCAAUUGUUUCAGCGUUGAAGGAUAUAACAUAUGCCACAGCAUUAUCUAAAAAGCAAUCAGUAGAUUUGUCGUUUCGAAGAAAGAGGUCCGUCACGUCCAUAGGGGAACAAGUUAACACAACACCGGUACCAGCCAAUAGUUUACUGUCUACGGCUUACAGCGCAAUAUUGAAUAAAUCAAUUAAUUCAGUUGGAACGCAAAAUAUUUACUCCAAUAAAAACACAGUUGAACAAAUAAAUCCGUAUUCGGUCAUUUCAAAACAGGAAAGGAAAGCUGUACAGGUUUUAUCUAGUAAGAAAAAGUCUUUAGCUUCAGUUUCCAAAGGAUUUUUAAAUCAAACAGCUCUGGAUAUCGAAAACAAUCGCACAAAUGUGACUGAUAGUGACGCAAUUAUUUUGGACAACAAACUAAAUGGAACCCGUCUGCUAACUGUAAAUAGUCAUACUUUGGAUACACGAGAACCUAAUGUACCUAGCCUUGUAGAUGACUGGAUAGAUCCAAAAGAAAAUGUGUACGGUCUUAAUCCUGAUCUUGUAGCUGAAAUGGAAAUAGACCAACCAAUAACAGAGGAUGAAACUUUUAACGAAAAGAAGGCAAAACAAAAACUGGAACGUCUUGAAUUAAAAGCUAAAAAGGCUAUACUUUACGCCGGGGAUGUUGCUUACUUGACUGCUGCCAGUGUAGUGGCCUUGAGACGUGCACUAACGGCUUCCAUAGAGGUUCAUAUGUCGGUUAACUAUGCUAAGAAUGGUAUGUCAAAUCAUCAAGAUCUGAUGAUGAAUUUAGCAAAAACAGCAGCACAACAAGCUGGCAAAGAGGCUAAAAGUGCAACAUCUAAGUCGCUUGCUUGCGAACGUGUCAUCAAAUUGGCUUUAAAGUAUACUGCCCAGUCUAAAGGAGCUAAGUUGAAUCACGUUGCAAGCAGAAUUGUAAUGGAUACAUUGUCUUUGGCAACGCUCGCUAAAUCAAUGGCUUUUGUGUCUUCUGAUAUUGCUAUCAAUUCUUUAUAUCAAGCUACUGAUGUAAAACCGCCUUCGUAAUUUCGUAUGUGUUGUAUGUUUUAUUGAAUAACAUUUUGUUUUAUAUUUUUCAUAAUAUAUAAUGUAUCAGACAUAUGUAAUAAAUCAUCGUAAUUUAUUUAAGUA